Caenorhabditis bovis is the source of this 936-nucleotide messenger RNA. Lineage: Eukaryota; Metazoa; Nematoda; Chromadorea; Rhabditida; Rhabditidae. The record is from the annotation of a GenBank genome assembly.
AUGAUGCAGUUCGCCCUACUGCUACUCAUUACAGUUAACCAAAUUGAAGGACUUCCUAGAAGGUUCCGAAGGCAGUAUGGUUGGUUUGACAAUGGACAAGAAAGUCAGUGGCAACAACCAUAUUGGGGACGCGAUUCGUUCUUUCCGAAUUUUUUCCAAAAUGGACAAUCACGUCAACCAAACUAUGGAUAUAACUCUUAUAACGGCAAUUUUCCGCGGGAAGAUGUGUAUUUUCCCCAUUAUUCUAAUUCUUACUCCUUGACUGUGAGCCAGGAUAGUUAUGCAACCCCACCCACGCAGUACCCAGAUAGAAGGCCAAGUAGUUACAUUCGACCAAUUCUUCCUCAUCACAUCGCAACAAUGGAGCCAAAACCGAAAGUUCCGGUGGUUGUCGAGCGAACAACCGUGUUUGCUGAUAAAAUUCCAACAACUCCGGUACCAACCGUUGUUCUUGUGCCGACGACCGAAAACGCAUACGAAAAUUUGGAAACAUCGACCGUCACAGACACAACAUCGAAUCCCUCAACUGAGACAAUUAUGUCUAAAGAAUCGAAAAAUUUUUUUGAGGAAAACUUUUCUCAAGCGUCAUCAAUAUCUCCACUGACCGAGAAGGAUUAUGAUUUGAAUUUUACUGAAGACACGAUCCUUGAAAGUUCCGGAUCAGUGAUCUCUGAAAAUGAGUCGACGAGUGAAGCAAGCUUAUCAGAGUCGAAUGAGGGGAACGACUCGCUUAGUGCCGAAACGUCAAACACAACAUUUUUAUCAACCGGCGAAAAUGAAUCGAAAAUCGAAUCGCCGACGUUUAUUGAUGGAAUAAUCGGAUUGCGGCCGCCACCGUUGCCGACAGACGCCGAAUUGAAAAAUAAAACAGGUGUCGAAAUUGUGAAGUGGACUGAUUCAGAAAAUUUCAUCAAAAAACUGCUCAAUCUAUUUUGA